Scophthalmus maximus (turbot) is the source of this 6537-nucleotide messenger RNA. It is a transcript of the gene lipeb, whose product is annotated as lipase, hormone-sensitive b. Gene Ontology annotation, molecular function: triacylglycerol lipase activity; sterol ester esterase activity. Gene Ontology annotation, biological process: triglyceride catabolic process; cholesterol metabolic process. The coding region runs from base 503 to 3010 and encodes 835 amino acids. Gene Ontology annotation, cellular component: cytosol. The record is from RefSeq and is a predicted model, not a curated record. The transcript has 14 exons. Lineage: Eukaryota; Metazoa; Chordata; Actinopteri; Pleuronectiformes; Scophthalmidae.
CAGGCAGGUAUGUAUGAGAGAAUCUGGAGAGGCGGUGUGUGCGUUUGUUUUGCGGUGCGGGUGAAGAUGGCGUCGGGCAGGAAGGGCGGCGGGGGCGGCAGACUGGAGAAAGGUGUGAACGGCCGACGCUCGUCCAAACUCAAAGAGACGCCAGUGGCCGCCUGAGUCAUAUGACUGUUGAACGACAGUAGAAAACGAUCCAGUACCGAGAAGAGACCGCCGCCGAGAGAAAUGCCCCUCUUCAACCUCCUCCUCCCCCCUGCGGCAGAAACGAGCAUCCGCCAGCCGCAGCCUCUGUGUUACCGUUAGUUGUAGCAGUGUCGUAGCGUAGUAAUGUCCUAGUCGUCGCCUUGGUAGAUUCUUAAAACUACACGUGUGUGUGUGUGUGUGUGUGUGUGUGUGUGUGUGUUCGUUCACGCGUUGUGAUUUAUGUUGACUCUCCACCAUGCCCCGUGCCCUCAAGUCUCAGCCGCGGACACUGACGGCGCCCACCUGAACAGUGAUGGACACCAAGGCGGUGUUUGCGGCCCUGUACAGCGUCUGCGAAGAAAAUGCCACGUUCUUCUCACGCGGAGCCAAGGGGUCGCAGGGUGACGCGGCGCGGCGGCUGCUGGAGUCGAUGAACCUGAUCCAGGAGCAUGCCCGCGGCCUGGAGCCGGUCAUCUCUGGCUUCGCUUUAGUUUAUCAUCACUUUGACUUUGAUCCACACAUACCUGCUAACGGCUAUCGUUCACUGGUCAAGGUGGUGCGUUGCUGCCUGCUGCACAUCAUCCACAAGGGACGCUACAUUUUUGCCAAUCGCCGCAGCAUCUUCUUCCGCGUAGCGCACAACGCAGGGGAGAUGGAGGCAUACUGCAACGCUCUGUGUCAGCUGCGUGCCCUGCUCUACUUGGCACAGCGCAUGCUGCAUGACAACAGCUAUGGCGACCUGUUCUUCCAGGAUGAAAGUGGCCUCAGCGAGAGCUUUGUCCGCGAAUACUCCUCCAUGCACAAGGGCUGCUUCUAUGGCCGCUGCCUGGGCUUUCAGUUUACUCCAUCCAUCCGGCCCUGUCUCCAGACCAUCGCUAUCGGCCUUGUGGCCUUUGGAGAAAACUACAAGCGCCAUCAGUCAGGAAUAGGUGUUGCAGCCAGCUCUCUCUUUACCUCAGGCAAGUACGCCAUUGACCCAGAGUUGAGAGGGGCAGAAUUUGAACGCAUCACCCAGAACCUGGACGUUCACUUUUGGAAGACCUUCUGGAACAUUACGGAGACUGAGGUCCCGUCUAGUCUUGCCAGUAUGACGUCCACUCAGGUUAAGGUGAACCGGGCUCUUUCUGUGCCCGCCGUGUCCUUUGACCUUCCCUUGGCGGCCGACCACAGAGCAUUUGUAACUAUUGCUCCACCGUCAGCACACAUCGGUGCUGCUCCGGUUCUGAUGAGGCUCAUCUCUUAUGACCUGCGUGAAGGACAGGACAGUGAAACUCUACUAUCUCUCUCCCGCUCUGAGGGGGGCGCCAUCUCUCUGUCACUGGGGUUGAAAGCCAAGCGCCUCCCCUCUUCUCCCUGCCUGCUGCUCCACUUCCACGGGGGAGGCUUUGUGGCCCAGACCUCCAAGUCCCAUGAGCCCUAUCUGAAGAGCUGGUCCCAGGACCUUGGUGUCCCCAUCUUGUCAGUGGACUACUCCCUGGCCCCCGAGGCCCCCUUCCCGAGGGCAUUGGAGGAGUGUUUCUAUGCCUACUGCUGGGCUCUGAGAAACCACCACCUACUAGGAUGGACUGGAGAGAAAAUAUGUCUGGCUGGGGACAGUGCGGGAGGCAAUUUGUGUCUGACGACAUCGAUGCGAGCUGCUGCCUUUGGUGUGCGAAUGCCAGAUGGCAUCGUGGCAGCCUACCCGGCUACCCUGCUGACUGCCUACGCAUCCCCCUCCCGUCUGCUAACACUUAUAGAUCCCCUGCUGCCGCUCAGUGUACUCUCCAGGUGUCUCAGUGCCUACGCAGGCACUGAGCCACAGACCGAGAUGCAGGUGGAGAAGGCGAGCACGCUGAGCCUGGUGAGGAGAGACACGGCGCUGUUGCUGCGAGAUUUCCGACAGGGAGCCUCCAACUGGAUCCACUCUCUGCUGGAUAACAACCGAGCCUCGGCUUCCCCCAGCACAGCUGCAGAGGCGCCACCAGGAGCCACUGAUGCAGUGAGGAAGAGCAUUUCAGAGGCGUCCAUCUCUUCCCCUCACGCCGACCCCCCUGUGCCCUCGGAGACCGCAGAUUUCCCCACCAGGAAAUUAUCUGUGAAGAGCCAGACUUGCCAGGACUUGGGAUCUCACAGCGGUUCCACUCUGCACAGCGCACCGCUGCUCUCUGAGCGCACCCCAGAAGAUGUGAAUUUCUUCCUCUCGGAAGAUGCGACUCCCUCCCUGUGCAGUGACCUGUCCUCGGUGGCCAUACCACCACCUGCUGGGGACAAGGGAUCGGAGCGGGGCAGGGAGUUUCCCCGGGGCUUUGAACCGCUGCGUUCAAAACAGCCAUCUGAGAUGAAGAUGCAGAGCUCCCCGGUGGUCAAAGAUCCCUUUUGCUCACCUCUCCUGGCCCCUGAUAGCAUGCUGAAAGGGCUUCCACCUGUACAUAUAGUGGCUUGUGCACUAGACCCCAUGCUGGAUGACUCUGUGAUGUUCGCCAAGCGUUUGAGGAGCUUGGACCGCCCCGUCACCCUGUGCGUGGUGGACGACCUCCCCCACGGCUUCCUCAGCCUGUCCCAACUCUCCAAGGAGACGCGAGAGGCGGCCAAUGUCUGCGCGGAGCGAAUACGCGCCGUCUUCACCCUGGAGGACACGUCCCCAGAGCCUCGCAAGCACCGGAAGCUGGAACGGACCGAUAGGGGUGUGUCCGCCUCUUCUGGGGAAGCCGCCUCCCUCUCUGUCGGCCCCAACGAGGAAGGGGAGCAAGCUGUCGGCAAUGGGGUCAAAAUGUCUGAUGGGGAGGGCUUAGUUUCUGUGGCAGCCCAGAGUAACGCAGACGCGGGUGGUGUUGGGGCUUAAAUGAGAUUAGAUUAAAAAAUAACAAAACAAGUACUGCAAUUCACUUGAGGAGUGAAGGGAGAAAGAGUCAAUGAAAGUCAGUCAGAUGUAGGCAGUGCACUACUGCCUACGGGGGGAGAGAGAAACUUGUGAAGGAAUUUGUCUGUAGGAGAACGUCCAGGUUUAAAGACAGAAAUGUAACUUCCUCUGCUUCUUGUUCAUGCACCAACGCAAGAGUUGGCAGUCAAACAUGAACACGCCCACAAAACACAGUCGUGUUUUGAGAAUAAAAUGCUAAUUUAAUAGCCACUUAGAUCAAAGACCAGCUUUCACCCACACGUACUGUAGCACACAUAAUUAACAGAGCUGCUGCUCGGCUGCAGGUCCGGGCUUUAAGCAGCGCAGAAAAUUCCGGGGCACGGUGCACGGCUGUCUUCUGGGGCCCUGGUACCACGGCAGUCGACAUACUAUAUGCUUCUGUAUAGAGUCAUUCCUGUCACAAUGGCCACUUGUCCUUUAGGGAGCAAGUCUGAAUCACAACUUAAUAACACCGCACUGUGUUCUCCGUUACGGCGGUCUGGCAGUUGAUACCACUCACUUUGUGGAUAAUAACUCUGUUGACUCUCCCAAAUAGAAUUAAAUGGUUAAAAUGCAACAAAAAAGGCCCCAAACUAGUGAUUUACUUAUAUCAUGAGAUUCUGUUAAAGUUUUUUAUCAUAUUAUUAACCCUAUGCAGUAGUUUUACUUCUAUUAUUUAUAUAUUUUAUCUAUUGCUGUUGUAUUAUCCCUAAAUCAUCUUCCGCUAUAUGUUGAUUUUGUGUUUAUUCCACAUUUUUGAAUGUGUUUCAAUAUUUACAUCUGUAGCCACAGCUGCUCUGACAUCCCUGGAUUUCCAAUUACACUGGCGCCCCAUCCUCCUUGAUACUGAUGGAAUGGAGUCAAUGUGGAGUAUUGCAUAGCAAUAGUCUCCCAUGCAGAUGCUGCCUGGUGCUUUUUUUCUGUCGCUGAUAUUAUUAAUGCAAAUAUUACAAUUUAUUGAUUGCCAUGGUGGAAUUCGUGGAGAUGCACUGAGACGCAUUGUUUUUCGGGACAAAAAAAAAAAGUAAUGCUUGAAAUCUUUGUCCGUACAAACCUUUAAGGGGCCUCAUCAGCAAUCAUAGCUCUGAGAUGCCAGAGAGAGGCAAGAAUUUUACGUUUUAAUUUUCAAGAAAUGUUGCUUACUGGUGUAAAAGAGAGUGGGAGGAGGGGCUCAGCCCUCAGCUAUCAAUACAUAUUUUAAACUUCACUGCACUGACUUUCCGCCCAGGUUGUUCCUGUUCCUCGCCAGGUGUUAUUGUUCACCACUUUUCUACACAGUAUGCACUGUGUCAAAGUACCACUUCUGUCAGGCCAGGGGAUUUCCUGCCCGACAACCAUUUUCCACAGAUCAGAUGCUCUUAGGGAAAAGCUUGAGGACACUGGACCCCCCCAAAAAAAGAGAGAUUGCAUGAGUGCUGUGUAAAAACCACACAACUGAUAUUUGGCCAGCUGAAGUCCAGAUUUUUCUUUCCUGCCCCAUCACAUUUGGGGUUUACAUUGUUUUCAAUAACCCGAGGACGCUCGUCUGAGCGUGAUGCCACCCAAGCACUUUGAAGUGCACAAAAAUGUCCUUCUCAGGGUCAGUCUCUCUGUCGGGUCCUACUAAAUAUAGAUCACGCCAACAAUGCUGGCACUGUCCUACCCUCGCCUGGUAACAGUGCUGGGGUUGCCAGGUCUGAGAUAGAUGCUGUGUGAUGAAUAGGAUUUAGCCGAAGCUCUUGAGUGCAAAAAUCCUCCCUCCUGUAGAUGAGCGGGAUUUUCGGCGCAGCAGAGUCAUGCUACGGGAUUAAGCCGCACUAACUACUGUCAGCUCCGAGUACUUGUCCGAGUGCAAUAUUUUCAGUCAGAUUGAUGGAGAGAAGCAGGGCUGUAAAGAGGAAGAAAGUAAUACGCUAAUUCUCCCAGAUAUGCCAGGUGGAAGUUUUACUAGCCGCCGCUGUUUAUGCUCACUCUGCACUUUCACAGUGCGGAAAAAUCGACGGCCUUUGAGGGGCCCCCAGUUGGAUUGGUCAUCAGGAAUUUCUUGUACGAAUUAUGCCUGAAAGAAAACUAGGGCUGCAACUAGCUAAUUAUCGAUUUUUUUCUCGAUUGGUUGUUUGGUCCAUAAAAUGUCAUAAAAUGAUGAAAAAUGUUGAUUUUGUUUCACAAAACCCGAAGAUGAUUAUUUGUUUUGUCCACACAACAAAGAUAUUCAGUUUACUGUCAUAGAGGAGCAAAGAAAAACAGAAAAAGCUGAAAUCUGAGAAUUUUGACUUUUUUCCAUAAAAACUGGAGAAGUGUCAGAUUCAUUAACUUGGUGUGUUUUGACCCUCAACAUGCAUCAGGCGGUGGACCAGAGUCUGUGUCGUGGUGGUGGUGUUAUUUUUUUUUGGACGGAUGAGUUUGCCAGUGUUACAGUGUUGUUGUUCCACUGACGCUCAUGUGCUGCCCGCAACUGUGAGCAGAGAUGUUUGAUUCCGUACCGUUUGAAUCAGUGUUUUGAUGCUUCGCGGCGUCUGUGUGAGGGAGGAAUCCACAGGGCGUCGUCGUGAGUAGAAACUAGUAUUUUUUGGUUCCGUGUCGUACAGCAUACCUCUACUGUAUUUAAAGCUGCUCUCACUACAGAGUCUCUUUGGCCCAAGUUGGCUGUGAUGAAGUGCAAUGCAAAAGAAAUGCAAACGCUGCUGCAAACAUGGGCCAGUUGGCUCAACCUUUAGGUCAACAUCACACCAGCAUCUCACCAUUUUUGUUCUUGUCUCUGUUUUAAUUGGUUGUGUUGCUUCUUCCUUGUCGUACGAUGUGUUUGAAUCACCUCCAGGUUGGACUUCGUAGUUAGCAUAUCAAUGUACAUAUCGCAUAUCUCGUUCUGCAGUGGAUUUAACAUGAUUCCGUGAAGCGUGAUAGUUUCACCGCUGCCUCCGUGUGUGUUAGACCGACCUCAACCACUGUCUUGUGAGAAACGCUCAUUUCAUCCAUCAGUUGGCCAUAUUUCAUUCAUGGUUAAUUUCAGGAUGAACCAAAGACUGCAGGAGGAAUCUUGUAACCUGUGAUGUACUGUCCUCGCUGUUAACUGGUAUCUUAGAAGAUGAAGGGGCGAGUCGGUGUCAUAGACCGCCUCUACCCUAUAUGCAAACUGCUCGGCACUGUAAAAUGCAAUGUAGAAUAUGAAUACCCUUAAAAAAAACAACAAGCCAUAGACUGGAGUUUUUUUGUUGUUUUACUAUUUUAUUUUAUUUUAUCGAAAAAACACCACAAGUGCAAACCUGUGAAUUAAAAAAAGAAAAGAAUGUAUAUUAAAUAUUAUGAUUCAUGUAGAUAUUUUUACUUUCAGAUAUGUUAAUCAGAUUGAUUGCAUUUUUUUUUUACUGCAUUUUCUUUGCAGGUUUCAUACUAGACUGAUGUGUCUGAUAUGCCACAUACAAUAGGCUGGUCUCUUAUUCUUCUGUUGAUUUCUUUUUUUAAAAAUCGAAAUAAAUAUAUUCUCCCAUGAA